AACACAUCAUCAUAUGCGUGUUUCAUUCAUGUCUCAUUACCCUUUACAAGUUUGUGCACCUUUUUGAACUUUUCAGAAUCUUCAUUCUUGCACACAUUUAUCUUUUUCUCUCAGCAAUGUACGUUUCUAUACAGAUGGUCACAUUAGGUGAUAUGAAACCUGAUCCUGUACUAAGGCAUGAGGAUAAUAGGAAGAAACCUUGGGAAAAUGGACGGAACCACCACCCUGGUGCAAUUUCUGGUCGUCAGCUUGGAGAAGCUGCGCAUCGGUUGGUGGUUAAUAGUAUGCAGAAGAAAGAAGAUAGGGGUGGACGUAGUGAUUACAGGCGUGCAUAUAAUGGUCAGGGGCAUGAUGACUAUACGCAUGCCAGACCAGCGUCCUAUCCUGCUGCACGUGGUCCUCCCUUUCAAACCCAUAGAUACAAUGUUCAUGAGAACACACGGCCUAGUUUCAGCCAUUCUGCUCGAGAUGCUGGACGUCAACCCAGAUCUUCAGGUUCCUCGACUGUACGGCAUCACUACGACCAUAGCUAUAGCGAGUCUUAUGUCCCUGCUGCUGUGGCUUCUUACAGUAGGUCUCACCCUCACCACGAGAGUGGUGGGCGACCUGUCACCCACAGCAGAGAUUAUCGUACUCGUGGACAUCAUACUGAUGGAAUGCAGCAAAAUGGUGGAUACAGUUAUUCCUCGCAUGCCAGUCAUCCUCAGCAUGUGGACCAAGUACCAGUUCCACCAACUGCUAAUUUCCACCAGCAGAGUGGAUAUAGCACUUCUACGAGCUAUGAACCUUACGGGGAUGGAAACUAUAACCAACGUGGUGGUGGAUGGGCCCCUCAAACCAACCAAAAUGUUAGAGGAUAUCAUCAUCCACAUCCUUCAGGAAAUCAGUUCUCAGCUUUAGGGAGGGGAGGAAGUAGAAGGCCACCUUCUUCAGGGCAUAGUCGGUAGCGGGUUGUUUUUAGCCUGGACAAUCUAGGCUAAGCUCGUUUGCUGCCAUAGGAUGCGACGGAUCUUGCAAACGACUUCCUUACUUUCGGAAGCAGGUAGAAGAAAAUAGUUGUUGCUUGUCAAUGAUAAUUAUCUGCAGGCCACUUUCUGGUUCUUGUCAUAACGGUAAUGUGGUAAUAGUAGUUCUUUAGAUCUGUUUUUUUUCAUACUUUAUUGUAACACAGAUGUCAUUGAGCUUCAUAUAUUAGAGCAAACACAUUGUAUUAUUUGAAAGAUCAAUCUUGGAUGUAUAAAGAUGAAAUCUCUCAUCAAGUAGACUGCUUAAUCAGUGUUCCGAUCA
This is a messenger RNA of Nicotiana tabacum (common tobacco), 1287 nucleotides long. Lineage: Eukaryota; Viridiplantae; Streptophyta; Magnoliopsida; Solanales; Solanaceae. The record is from RefSeq and is a predicted model, not a curated record.